GCUGCUUGAGCAGCAAAUGCCUAGAGCUUGGCCCAUUGCCGUGCCACACAAAACUGAAGAAAUUAAAGACUUCCUGCUCACAGCCAGGAGGAAGGAUCCAAAAUCUGUUAAGAUCAAGAAUCAAAAGACCAUGAAAUUCAAGGUGUUGCAGACCGCUGACCUAUACACUCUGCUCAUCACAGAUAAGGAGAAGGCUGAGAAACUGAAGGCGUCCCAGCCACCUGGUUUGGCUGUGGAAGAACUGAAAUGA
This is a messenger RNA of Chelonia mydas (Green sea turtle), 250 nucleotides long. RefSeq names its product 60S ribosomal protein L38-like. The transcript has 2 exons. The record is from RefSeq and is a predicted model, not a curated record. Gene Ontology annotation, biological process: protein-RNA complex assembly; translation. The coding region runs from base 17 to 250 and encodes 77 amino acids. Gene Ontology annotation, molecular function: structural constituent of ribosome. Gene Ontology annotation, cellular component: cytosolic large ribosomal subunit; ribosome. Lineage: Eukaryota; Metazoa; Chordata; Testudines; Cheloniidae.